CUGUGAUUACCGUACCAGUAAAACAGCAAAUAUGUUGAUAAAAAUAAGAGAACGCAUUCGUGUUUGCAUGCUUCGACGGCGUUCAGUGUUAGCCGUCUGCAAGCGAUAGACUGACGAGCAGAAAACGAUAUCAACGUUCUCUAGUUGUGCACGUACGGCAACGCUGGCCUAUUAAUGCGGAUGUUUACGGUCGCAGAUUCUGUCUUCCCUAAUAGCUUUGUUUGUAAAAUGCUGCAAUCCACAGAAAGCUUUGUUUUGCAAUGAACCUGCGCUAGAACCGGUCACCAAAUUAUUAUUCCAGCGAACGGUCUUCUGCUUUCAUGGCAAAAUGCAUCGUCGUAGCCAGUUUCUCAAUCCCAAUAAUUUUAAAAUUUAGGCUGACUUCAUUAACUGAUUAAUGAAAAUCACUUCGACCUUGUUAUUAUGUUGCACCUCAUCGAGAUGGAUUGUCUCCGCGCGGCUUCCCAGCCUUCUCUUGAUGACAGCCAAUGCAGUCAGCCGUUCGAACAACAAUCCAGAAGCGUACCAGAUUUGCCGGGGCUCCUCCGGCCUCAGCUACUGCAUCUGCGUUCCCACACGCUUCCCGACAUGACAACCGCCCUGCAGCGGCACUUUCCCUACACAUUGGGCGCACCGUUCGCCAGCGGAGAGAAUUUAACGAUUCCCCUUAUUAAUUUCGAGGAGGAGUCCUUGCUGCAGGAGCAGCCAUUAGCCACUGCUACCGAGCCCAAAGAGUGUCCGGUUUGCAAGCUUCGUCCGCCAAAGACACCUAGUCCUUUGAUAUUUUUCACAGUUUUUGUGCUAUGCGUUCACCUCGCCGACACAUUUAUUCACUGGGUGCUGGUUGUAACGUUCUGUGCAGUGAAGCAAUUUACCUGGUUUGGACUAACGGCGACCAUUUUACUAUUCUCUCAUUUUCUGGUAAUCUGCUUCAAUUAUUUGUGGACAAGGGCGGCUUUCACGGCAGUACUGCAGGAUGAUAGUUCCAUAGAUGGGAAACCGGUGAUACGGUCAAGAAAGCCGGCUCCGCUUCGGCGAUGUGCUCAGCUCUCGUUGCGGAUUAUUGCUCAAUCACCUUUAGCGGUCAUUAUGAAAAGACAUUGGGAGUAUAUGCGCUUAACCACCCAUCGGCACGGUUCUCCCUCCUCACAUGACAAAUGCUUCCAGUGGCAUUACUUGAAUGCCUACCUCUCCCAGUUCCACACUCUUUCAUCACACACGGAAUCCCUGCCACAAAUAUUAUUGCAUUUAUACAUCCUGGCGGAAACCUAUCGCAAUACCCAACCGUUCCAGUACCAGACUGUCCAGUUCUGUCAGGUCCUGUCCAUCGGAACGUCAUUACUCCGCACUUUAUGCAGUAUUCUCAGCGUCUGCGUUUAUCAGAAAGAGCGCGUUAAUGGACUGCGCUACUUCACCGGACAUCUCUUGGUGGCGGGAGUUCGCCUCGUGACCUUAGCUCUGUUCCUCAUCCAGUUCAGUCCGCACAGUCUAAUCUUUGUUGGAGUGCAUCUGCUCCUUAUAAUCGCUAUUUGCUCACUGCGACCUCGGAUUUCCUGGCUCCAGAAACGGAAGCCGAGAGCCAACUUGUUGCCAGUUUUCAAUCCUCUGCAGCUAACGUUAUCUCGCCAGACAAAGUUCCUGGAAAGGCUGCUGCAUUUUUUUUCCAUGCCUGUUAUUGGCACUUUUGACUACCUACAAGAAAACGAGGAUCGGGUCUUUUCAAAGUUGUAUUUUUUGUUAGUGUACGUUGAGAAUGUUGCCUGGAUAACGCUGUGGAUGGCGCUGGUUGAUGUGGAUUAUACGAAGCAUAUUUUCGGCUAUCGUUUGUUGGUGGCAUUUAUCGUCUGUGUUGGUUUUGUAUUAGGAAUUUUGAUACUCGAUAUUUAUAGAUCAGAGAAUGAUAGUGACACAAUCUGAAUUCAGCAACACAUCAUGGACUUAUGUAACAAGAGUCAAAGAGCUG
Paramacrobiotus metropolitanus is the source of this 1963-nucleotide messenger RNA. RefSeq lists its product as uncharacterized. NCBI's taxonomy places the organism in Eukaryota, Metazoa, Tardigrada, Eutardigrada, Parachela, Macrobiotidae. The record is from RefSeq and is a predicted model, not a curated record. Gene Ontology annotation, cellular component: plasma membrane. Bases 424 to 1917 code for a protein of 497 amino acids. The transcript has 3 exons. Gene Ontology annotation, biological process: phosphatidylserine exposure on apoptotic cell surface; engulfment of apoptotic cell; apoptotic process involved in development.